AUGUCAACUCCGCAGCUGUUGGAACGCGCGAGGGGGACGUCGCUCCUUCUCGCCUCGGAGGCGCAUCUCCCGCAGGAGGAGGUGAGUGCCGCCUUCGAGGCCAUCCGCGCCACGGAGGCGGGCUACGAGGUGUUGUACACCGUCACUGUCGGCGACAACCGCGACCGGCAGCGGGUGCUUCUCUGCCACGACGCCAAUGAGGCAAAAAAAGUUCAAGACUCCCUUGACGACGCCCGCUUUGACGUCUACGCGCUGCGGAGGCAAGGCGACCCGGCGAGGUUCGAGCCGCGGCGGUCGGGGCCCUCGUUGGUGCCUUCCGCCGCCGUUGUGCGGCGGGAGUACCGCGUGGUGACGCGAGAAGAGGCGGCCUCCCGUGUCGAGGGCGGCGGCGGCGGGGGGGCGCAGGCGUCGCCGCAGAUGGCGGCUGCCUCCCCGAAGGGCACUGCGGGGCUGACGGGGCGGGAGGAGGAGGCGACGACGGCGAAGCCCGCAGCCGCCGCCCUCGACACGGGAGCUGUGGAGACCAAGCCGCCAAAGCCGGAGCCGUUGCGCGAGUCCCAGCAGCCAAACGCAACGAGUUCGGAGAAGCUCCUGAAGAAAACGCUCAGUGGUGGCAAACGCACCCGAGCGGCGGAGGGCACGAAAAAGGAGGCCGAGGCAAAGCCGAAGAAGCGCCGCGUCACAAGUAGAAAGAGUGGGAGCGGCGAAGAGACCCAAAGCCUCAGGGAGUUGGCCAGGGCGUCCGCGAAGAAACGAAAGAUAACAGCGGGGUUUUGA
Messenger RNA from Trypanosoma conorhini, 777 nucleotides. RefSeq lists its product as uncharacterized. The coding region runs from base 1 to 777 and encodes 258 amino acids. Lineage: Eukaryota; Euglenozoa; Kinetoplastea; Trypanosomatida; Trypanosomatidae. The transcript has a single exon. The record is from RefSeq and is a predicted model, not a curated record.